AUGGCCAAGUCCAAAGCGGCUAAGCGUAAGCGCAAUGCACAAGUCGACCUUCCACAAAAGCUCCCAAAGGCAGUCCCGAAUCUAACACCGCCUCCCGAUGGCGUAACCGUCGAGUCAACGCAUCUCAAUGCUGUCGUCUCAGACGAGGAACUCGACAUCACAAUUGAAACACUUACAGCACUUGCGGAGUAUCCCAGCCUAACAAAGUCGAAGGCAUGCAAGGACCUUCGAGUCGCAGUCUACGACUUCCGUCAGGCAUGUACUACGGGCGUUAACACUGCUGAGGGCGCCAACUUGACAGCGCGAAUAACUGGUGCAUUGGCGGACGAGAAAUAUAUUGAAGCCAGGAUCUUGCUCGCCGAGAUGAGGAUUAGGAAAGAACAGCCCAAAAUCGGAGCCUUGUGUCGCUGGGUGCGAGAUUUGGAUGUCGUCAGCGGCCUUUCGACACAGCCGAAAGCACAAGAUCAUACCCCCAUUCAGCGCAGUGCCAAGGAGAUGGAAAUCCUCGGCGUCCUUGAUGCCAUCCUGCGCGUCAGCACCCCGAUUGACACUAACACCAACGCCAUUGACUCAACCGCUCCCAUCGCCUUCCAGUCUAUCUGGGAUCUUCGCCCCUCGACGACACCACUUCCAGUCUAUGCCUCGGUCCUUGACAAAUCAAUUUUGAACGAGGCACCCAAGUCUCCAUCCGCCCUCCGUGUCAUCGAACGAACCCCGGGCCCACUCCGCAAACCACCCAAUCACCAUCCAGCCAUCCUAUAUACCACCGCCCCGAACGCUGUUCCACUGGCUCCCAUCGGUCCUACUAUAACAUACCAUCCACAUCCGGCAGUGCCAGGCCUCGGCCUCGCCCUCAACGUGCUAUCCGAGGCCGAGUGCAAGGCGAUCAUCGCUGCCGGUGAAUCUGUCAAUUUCCUUCCGGACGCGCCCCUUCGCGAAGAUGGAGAUAUAAGCAUUCUAGCCCACAACUUUUACUGGAUAAUUGAUACCACAUUCCACGACAUGCUUUGGGCGCGAAUUUCUCCUUAUGUGCCUCCCUCGAUCAACGGGCGCUUGGUCCGAGGUAUCAAUCGCCGGUUCCGCGUGUACAGGUACGUCCCCGGCGCUGAAUAUCGGUGCCACAUUGAUGGAGCCUGGCCACCGUCCGGUAUUCUCCCGGAUGACACAUACGUGUACGACUCUUCGCCGGAGGAUAAGAAGCAGAGUUCUAUGUACACCUUUCUACUAUAUCUCAACGAUGAGUUUGAAGGCGGAGAGACGACGUUCUUCAUGCCAGCUCCGCGGGAGGGAACCCUCAAUGGAUACCCGGUGCGACCUGUGAUGGGAGCUGUUGCGAUCUUCCCACAUGGGGAGUCAAAUGGAGCCUUGUUACAUGAAGGUACAGGGGUAAGGAAGGGGGCAAAAUAUAUCAUCAGGACUGACGUAGAGUAUGAUAUCAAGCCCUGCGAUGAGUGA
This is a messenger RNA of Penicillium griseofulvum, 1455 nucleotides long. Its product is annotated as prolyl hydroxylase family protein. Lineage: Eukaryota; Fungi; Ascomycota; Eurotiomycetes; Eurotiales; Aspergillaceae. The coding region runs from base 1 to 1455 and encodes 484 amino acids. The record is from RefSeq and is a predicted model, not a curated record. Gene Ontology annotation, biological process: peptidyl-proline hydroxylation to 4-hydroxy-L-proline. Gene Ontology annotation, cellular component: endoplasmic reticulum. Gene Ontology annotation, molecular function: procollagen-proline 4-dioxygenase activity; iron ion binding; L-ascorbic acid binding. The transcript is spliced from 2 exons.